AUUCAUGUCCAGAAAUUUCUUUUAAAAUUUGUGUUUAUAGCUGGUUAGCUAAGCUGCAGCUUGCAAAAUCAAAUCGCAAACCAUCUUCAACAUGCUUGGACUGUCAAAAAUUUCUAGAAAUGUUUUAUCUAGCGUUUCUCAUGGGAACGUGUUACGAAAUAUUGCAAAAUACCGCCAUGGAUUUCGUUUGGAAAAACUACAAACAGAUUUUCUUCAAAGAACCUAUGCCUCUGGUGCAGUGAAAGGUCAUGUAAUUGGCAUUGAUUUAGGUACGACAAACUCAUGUGUAUCUGUUAUGGAGGGAUCCUCCCCAAAAGUGAUCGAAAACUCUGAAGGAGUUCGUACUACUCCAUCAGUUAUUGCGUUUCUACCCGAUGGUGAAAGAUUAGUUGGUGCACCAGCUAAAAGACAGGCUGUUACUAAUUCUGAAAACACACUAUAUGCUACAAAAAGAUAUAUUGGACGCAGAUUUGAUGACAAAGAAGUUCAAAAAGAUAUUAAAAAUGUGCCAUACAAACUUGUCAAAGCAUCAAAUGGUGACGUGUGGUUUGAAGCCCAGGGAAAGCGUUACUCUCCUAGUCAACUUGGUGCAUUCACCCUGAUGAAAAUGAAAGAAACUGCUGAAAGUUACUUGGGGACGUCAGUUAGCAAUGCUGUUGUGACGGUACCUGCAUAUUUUAAUGACUCACAAAGACAGGCCACCAAAGAUGCAGGUCAAAUUUCAGGGUUGAAUGUUUUGCGUGUCAUUAACGAGCCGACAGCUGCUGCACUUGCAUUUGGAAUGGAAAGAAGUGAUGAUAAAUUAAUAGCUGUUUAUGAUUUGGGAGGUGGAACGUUUGAUAUUUCUGUUUUGGAAAUUCAAAAAGGUGUGUUUGAAGUGAAGUCAACAAAUGGAGACACAUAUCUUGGUGGAGAGGAUUUUGAUAUGGCUUUAUUGGAAUAUUUGGUGAAAGAAUUUAAAAAGGAUAGUGGCAUCGACAUCAAGAAAGAUAACAUGGCAUUGCAACGUUUGCGUGAAGCUGCAGAGAAGGCAAAAUGUGAGCUUUCAUCAGCACAACAAACCGACAUCAAUUUACCGUACUUAACAAUGGACGCUUCCGGACCAAAACACAUGAACCUUAAGCUAACACGAUCUAAGUUUGAACAGCUAGUUAACCCGCUCAUCCAAAGAACUGUUGAGCCAUGCAAAAAAGCCAUCAAAGAUGCAGGUGUUAGUGCAAGUGAAAUUGGAGAUGUGUUAUUAGUUGGUGGAAUGUCACGUAUGCCUAAGGUUCAAUCUACUGUUCAAGAAAUAUUUGGAAGAGCACCCAGUAAAGCUGUUAAUCCUGAUGAAGCUGUUGCCAUUGGAGCUGCAAUUCAAGGAGGCGUUUUGGCCGGUGAAGUGAAAGAUAUUCUCUUGUUGGAUGUCACACCUUUGUCGCUUGGAAUUGAAACUUUGGGUGGAGUUAUGACUAAACUGAUUAAUCGAAACACGACUAUUCCUACGAAAAAAAGUCAAGUAUUCUCCACCGCUGCUGAUGGACAGACUCAGGUCGAAAUCAAAGUACACCAAGGUGAACGAGAGAUGGCUAACGACAACAAAAUGUUAGGACAGUUUUCUUUGGUUGGUAUUCCUCCCGCACCACGUGGUGUACCGCAAGUGGAGGUGACAUUUGAUAUCGAUGCAAAUGGUAUAGUGAACGUGUCAGCGCGAGACAAGGGAACUGGAAAAGAACAACAAAUUGUUAUACAGUCCAGUGGUGGUCUCAGUAAAGACGAUAUCGAAAAUAUGGUGAGACAAGCUGAACAAUUUGCUGAAUCAGAUAAGAAGAAAAAAGAAAUAGUCGAAACUGUAAACCAAGCUGAAAGUGCCAUACAUGAUAUUGAAAGUAAAAUGGACGAAUUUAAAGAUCAGCUGCCUGGAGAGGAGGUGGAAGAGUUGAAAAAAGAAGUUGAAAAAGUUCGAGAAAUUUUGGCGAAAAAGGAUGAUUUAGAAUCCGCAGACGAAUUAAGAGAAUCUUUCCAACAUCUUCAGCAAAAGUCUCUUAAAUUAUUCGAGAUGGCAUAUAAGAAGAUGGCUGCUGACAGAGAAAGUUCUGGUUCAAGUUCAGAUUCCAACACUUCAGACUCUAGCACUUCAGAUUCUUCAGAAUCUUCCGAAAAACAAUCGCAAAACUAACGAACGGAGAAACGUUUAAUAAAAAUUCCUAAAGAGCAGGAGAGAAUCACUAAUAGACGGACAUGUUAUGAUUGUUAGGGCGGUAUAACAAAAUCACGCCCGCCAUCCCUAAGAAAGAAAAAUGCAAUUCUCCGGAAUACAAUUUUAGUUCACUUUUGUAUCAUAUCAAUUAUUCGAUUGAAAUAGUUUUUCGUUGCGUGUACAAUAAAUUUUGUCUACAAAUAAAA
Molecule: messenger RNA, 2385 nt
Organism: Hydractinia symbiolongicarpus
Lineage: Eukaryota; Metazoa; Cnidaria; Hydrozoa; Anthoathecata; Hydractiniidae
Product: stress-70 protein, mitochondrial-like
Exons: 13
Coding region: 92-2158 (688 amino acids)
Biological process (GO): cellular response to unfolded protein; protein refolding
Cellular component (GO): cytoplasm; mitochondrion
Molecular function (GO): misfolded protein binding; ATP-dependent protein folding chaperone; ATP hydrolysis activity
Source: RefSeq, a predicted model, not a curated record